Stylophora pistillata is the source of this 444-nucleotide messenger RNA. RefSeq lists its product as uncharacterized. The record is from RefSeq and is a predicted model, not a curated record. NCBI's taxonomy places the organism in Eukaryota, Metazoa, Cnidaria, Anthozoa, Scleractinia, Pocilloporidae.
AUGGAUUCUAUCCUGUCAGGCAUUAAGGGUGUGAUGGUGUGGGUUGACGACAUUCUGGUGGCAACAUCGGGUGGAGCCACCAAUCACAUGGAAGUGAUCAAACAGGUUUUUGGAAGACUGGCAAAGCACAAUGUUAAGGCGAAUGGCCUUCAAUGUCAAUUCUUUCAAACUCAGGUGAAGUACACGGGGCAUAUUUUGAGUAAAGAGGGUAUCAGUCCUGUUAAGAGCAAGCUGGACGCAACUCGCCUAGCCCCUAGACCUAAAGAUGCGUCUCAGCUGCGAUCAUUCCUAGGCACGUUGAAUUAUUACUCAGAGUUUAUCAAGGAUUUUUCGUCUAAAGUGCACCCACCCUUCUUGAGAACAAGACUGAAUGGUUUUGGAGCAAAGAGUGUGAAAUUUCACUUUUAUGGGGCAAAGAAGUUCCCUCUAGUGAGCAAGUUCUAG